Molecule: messenger RNA, 1581 nt
Organism: Saccoglossus kowalevskii
Lineage: Eukaryota; Metazoa; Hemichordata; Enteropneusta; Harrimaniidae
Product: cytochrome P450 27C1-like
Biological process (GO): cortisol metabolic process; C21-steroid hormone biosynthetic process; glucocorticoid biosynthetic process
Cellular component (GO): mitochondrial inner membrane
Molecular function (GO): oxidoreductase activity, acting on paired donors, with incorporation or reduction of molecular oxygen; iron ion binding; monooxygenase activity
Source: RefSeq, a predicted model, not a curated record
AUGUCAGCGUCAAGGAGCUUUCUUCCAGUCCUUCCUGCCUCUCGGCGGUUUGUCGCUACAGUUGCCGCAAUAGUAAACAAUACACCGCCGUCAAAGACGACGAAGGCGGGCCAGAAUGAAGUUGAGCAAACCCCGGCAAUACCUGCACCGCCACCGCAAGUGAAGCCGUUUGGAGCUAUCCCGUCCCCGGGGUUCUUCGGUAAUUUGGUGGCAAUUUUGCGAAGUGGGAUUCGUCUGUCUCACCUUGUAGACUUUGAAAGGCAUCAGAAAUUUGGACCAAUCGUGAGAGUACACAUGGGUGACAUGGUAGCUUGUCAGGUCUCUGCUCCACACCUCAUUGAAGAAGUUUUAAGAAACGAAGGAAAAUAUCCUAAAAGAUUUGAAAUAAUACCAUGGAAGGAAUAUCGUGAAAAAAGAGGUUUAUCAUAUGGAUUGUUGACUGCUGAAGGCGAAGAAUGGCACCGUAACAGAAAUAUUCUGAGUAAGCGAAUGCUUCGGCCGAAACAUGUGUCAAGCUAUACUGGUAUUCUCAACGAUGUUUCAUUGGACCUUGUCAGUCGCUUUCGAGAUAUUAGAGAUGAAAACCAAAAGAUACCCAAGAUUGAUAACGAACUUUACAAAUGGGCAUUUGAAUCGGUUUGUUCAGUUCUGUUUGAAACAAGAAUGGGAUGUCUUGGCAACAAAGUUCCUGCAGAUACCCAGAAAUUCAUCGCAGCUAUAACUCAGAUGUUUGUCUCACAGGGUUGGCUAUUUGUGUUGCCUCUUGCACUUCAUAGAAACUUAAAGAGUAAACCAUACACAAGACACAUGGAAGCUUGGGAUACGAUAUUUGAUGUAGCAACAAGGCUGGUGCAAACAAAAAUUAAAAGCAUUUUUAAAGAGGACGAACUUGGAAAUAACAAAGAUACGAAUGAAGAACAUGAAGCAGAAUUUCUGACUUAUAUCCUGUCAACUCAGAAAUUAUCUCUUGAAGAAAUUAUUGGAAACAUCACUGAAAUACUCUUAGCAGGUGUUGACACAACAUCUAACACCAUGAUGUGGGCUUUGUAUGAACUUGUCACCAAUCCAGAUUGUCUUAACAGACUUGUGGAUGAAGUUGAUACUGUUUUGAAAGGAAAAGAACUUACACAGGAACAACUGCCGCAAAUGAAGUAUAUGAAGUGUGUAAUUAAGGAGACUCUCAGGAAAUAUCCAGUUUUGACAGCUUCUGCAAGAGUUUUAGAAAAAGAUAUUGUAUUGAGUGGGUUCCAUAUACCAAAACAUACUGUCAUUGGGACAAUGUAUUAUGUAAUGGGAAGAGAUCCUAAAUUAUUUGAUGAUCCAAAAAGUUUCAGACCGGAACGAUGGUUGCGAAGUCCCAAUAAUAACUUACCAGAUGGAUUCUCAUCAAUUCCAUUUGGAUUUGGACCAAGGAUGUGUAUUGGUAAUGAAUCUCAUUGUUCAAUGUAUUUAAUUAUUUGUGUUACAAUACUACAAAAUUUCCACAUUGAAGCCUUUUCUCACGAGAGAUUACAAGGAUGUUUUCGUGGAGUCCUGACUCCAGAGUCGCCUAUUCCGGUGCGGUUCAUUGACAGAUCAUAA